GCAGCAUGGAUUCAUGAAAGACAGAAGUUGUCAAACAAAUCUGAUUUUUUUUUAUGAGGAGGUGAGCAAAACCUGGACAGAGGGGUGGCUGUGGACGUGAUAUACUUGGACGGAGGGGUGGUGGUGGACGUGGUAUACUUGGACACAGGGGUGGCUGUGGACAUGGUAUACUUGGACAGAGGGGUGGCGGUGGACGUGGUAUACUUGGACAGAGGGGUGGCUGUGGACAUGGUAUACUUGGACAGAGGGGUGGCUGUGGACGUGCUAUACUUGGACAGAGCGGUGGCUGUGGACGUGGUAUACUUGGACAGAGGGGUGGCGGUGGACGUGGUAUAUAUGGACAGAGGGUUGGCGGUGGACGUGGCAUACUUGGACAGAAGGGUGGCGGUGGAUGUGGUAUACUUGGAAAGAGGGGUGGCAGUGGAUGUGGUAUACUUGGACAGAGGGGUGGCGGUGGACGUGGUAUAUACGGACAGAGGGGUGGGUGGUGGACGUGGUAUACUUGGACAGAGGGGUGGCAGUGGACGUGGUAUACUUGGAAAGAGGGGUGGCGGUGGAUGUGGUAUACUUGGACAGAGGGGUGGCGGUGGAUGUGGUAUACAUGGACAGAGGGGU
This is a messenger RNA of Staurois parvus, 615 nucleotides long. NCBI's taxonomy places the organism in Eukaryota, Metazoa, Chordata, Amphibia, Anura, Ranidae. The record is from the annotation of a GenBank genome assembly.